UGGGGUCAGAAGGAGAUUGAGGGCUGGGUUGGGUUGGACAUAUUCAGCUGGUAAAAGUUUCGUGCGCUUUUCUCUGGGCGUAAUUUGGACAGUGCGUACGGGGAGCGCUAAUUAAUCAUCGAAAAACAUUCGUAAUGUUUGACUAAACGCUUAAAGCAACUACAAGUUCGCUAAAUGCAAACUAAUCGCCUGUGUUGUGUUUAUGUUUUCGGACUGUAGCCAUGAUGACUCCAAACUAGCUAUCGGGCUAAACGCUCCGAAAUGGACUCGGGUCUGAGUGUCAUUGCGAAUCUAGAUCCAGAUUUCAGGAUGAAGCCGAAGUCUAAUCGGUCCAGAAUCGAUUCGGAUUAACGAUGCUCUCUAGAAAGAAGAGUAAAAACGAAGCGUCAAAGCCAGCAGAAGUUCAGGGCAAAUAUGUGAAGAAAGAAACGUCCCCUCUUCUGAGAAAUUUGAUGCCCUCUUUUAUCCGGCAUCCGACAUUUCUUCGCCGUGAGCCCCCGUUAGUGGAGCCGGUUCCGGCCGGAGUGUCUGGUGCAGGUCCGUAUUCCUCUGCAUCUGUUGGGGAUGUUAGCGGCCCCAAGAGUUUCCUGCGUAAUGCCCCUCCACGCACCCCUCUUGAGGUGUCACGCAGGGAGAGCCAUCGCCUGUCUGCCCCGCCACACCUUCAUCGCGAUUAUUCUCCUUCCUCACCAUCUUACAUGAGCGAUGCUAGUUCGGUAACGGAGAAUGGAGACAGCGGCCCUUAUUACUACCCUCCAGAGCCGUACUACAAUAACCAACCCAGACGAGCACGCAGACCAGACCACUUUAAUGAGAACUACAGGUACUAUGAGCACAAUGAACUCAACUACCCACGAAACCCAGGACAGUCCCAGACACCCCAGCCACACAGUCGCCCACCCCCAGCAAUUGGCCGCGUACCAGCAAAGUCUGUGGGUAAUCUGACGACCGUGAGCGGGGACGAGGUGGCUCUUCCUCCAGGCUGGACUGUUGAUUGGACGAUUCGAGGCAGGAAGUAUUACAUCGAUCACAACACAAACACCACUCACUGGAGCCACCCGCUAGAGAGGGAGGGGCUUCCACCAGGCUGGGAGAGGGUGGAGUCAGCUGAGUUUGGAGUGUAUUAUGUCGACCACAUCAACAAACGUGCCCAGUACAGACACCCCUGCGCGCCCAGCGUGCCACGUUAUGACCAGCCCCCUCCCCCGCCGGUUACCUAUCAGCCCCGCCCACCAGAACGCAACCAGCCCGUACUGGUACCGGCAAACCCGUAUCACACAGCCGAGAUCCCAGACUGGCUGCAGGUGUAUGCCAGAGCACCGCUAAAGUAUGACCACAUCCUGAAGUGGGAACUUUUCCAGUUGAUGGAUCUGGACACGUAUCAGGGGAUGCUGAAGCUGCUCUUCAUGAAGGAGCUGGAGUGCAUCGUUAAAUCCUAUGAAGCAUAUCGCCAAGCGCUGCUCACCGAACUCGACACGCGCAAACAGCGGCAGCAGUGGUAUGCCCAACAGCCAGCCAAAAACUUUCCUCCCAACAUGUGACUCGUGUGAGACACCCCAGCAUUAUCAGUGCCUUAGCUGCUGAUGCAGACUCUCAUUUACUCCCUUAAACAGCUCCAAAUAUAAGCCCAAAGAGAGACACUGUUGGGAACUUUACACUAUUACUUCUAUAUAGCUUAUCAGCCAUUAUACGGCUGUGUGUGUUCUGAGUCUAUGCUUGGUUUUGACUGUGUUUGAAUGUGUUUGCACAUGUUGAAAGUGUGUGUUUCUUUGUGCAUGUCAAGACUGUCAGGACUCACUUCUGCAUUGUCAUUUUGGACAAUCACAGCUAUCAGUUAUCAAUGUUUUAUUGUUUAAUCAGACUCUAUUUUCAAUUACAAUUUUGCUUUUAGGGGGAAUCUCUUUAAGAAACUCAUCCAGGUCACAUCUCACCUCAGAAAUUUAAAAAAAGGAAUUUAUAGUUUGCAUAAAGAAAAUGAAGCUUGUUUAAGGGUUAUUUAAAUCAGGACAAAUGAACGGUUUUACAUCAGAUAUGAUCAUGACGUGUACUUAAAUAAUAAAAGUUGCUAGUUUUUGCAUACAGUAAUGAGAGGGGUUUCUGCAUUAAUUAUGUUGAUUUUAAAAAUAAUGCAGUAAUCUUCAUGGUGCUUAAUUUUCUUCAAGUAAAAUAUAUAUUCUUGUUUUUUGGGUGGGUGAAAUUUGACUUGGACAUUUCUGUGAGGUUCGUCCUUUAAGGUUUGGGUGGAUUCCUUUUUUAAGGAAUUUGCUUUUUAUAUUUAAAGAUGAAACUUUCAGGCAGAGUCGUCACUUUGAAUGAAGUGAUUGAGCCUACGGCAUUUAUUUUUUUCAGGAGGUUAUUGCCUGUAUUUUUCAGUUAUUAUGUCUGUUUGUAAAAUCUAUUUUGAGCAUCAACACUAAAUAAACCAGGACCUUGUAUUGUUUGUGUGUCUGUAUGAGAUGUUCAUUACGUUUGUCUUCCCAAUUAAAGUUGAAAAUGCUUUA
Labeo rohita (rohu) is the source of this 2501-nucleotide messenger RNA. It is a transcript of the gene sav1, whose product is annotated as salvador family WW domain containing protein 1. Gene Ontology annotation, biological process: apoptotic process; hippo signaling; regulation of cell population proliferation. Gene Ontology annotation, molecular function: molecular adaptor activity; protein binding. The transcript is spliced from 5 exons. NCBI's taxonomy places the organism in Eukaryota, Metazoa, Chordata, Actinopteri, Cypriniformes, Cyprinidae. The record is from RefSeq and is a predicted model, not a curated record. Bases 354 to 1541 code for a protein of 395 amino acids.